AAUAUUAGGUGCAUCUUGGCAGAUAUGAAAUAUAGUACUAUACAAGAGAGCCACAUGUUACAAGACAAUUGGGUUAUAGCUACAAGUUAGUUAUAUGUUCUGCCAGCUUCGUUAUAUGUUCUGACAUGAGUUACUUUUGUGUUAUGCAGAAAAACAAGAUUCAUGAGUGCAAUGGCAAAUGGAAGGUGAAGGCCCUUUUGAUUGACAACUUAGGAAAAGAUGGAAUGGAACUCAAAUUUUGGUGGUCGGUCAAGUGUGUAGAGUUGAAAUCAUAUAUACUUAGUUAUGCUCAACUUUAGCGCAAACUGUUGGUGACCAUGUUUUUUAGUUAGUAUUUUAGUUUGGAUUUAGAGUACACUUAUGUAUGAGUUAUUUAGCAAUGCUUAUUUUUGAGAUAUUGAAUGAUACUUAUCUACAUUAUAUUAACUAUAAUGUUAUUAAAUAUAUGUGUGUAUGUAUAUUAUAAUGUGGUAUCUCAAAAAUGAUUAUAAAUUGAAGAAUGUAUUGCCAUGUAAGUCAUUUCAUUUAAACCAUAAUAAGACAGUUCCCAAAACGUACAAUACCAGUCUCUAAAAAAGUCGGUUCCUAAAAUGUCUAAUAUCAGAUGCCUAAAUAAGAUGGUUUUUCUAUUGCAAGCAUCUAUUAUUAUAGGACAUUCUAGACAAUUUGAUAAAUAUUUUGUGACUUAUAAUGUUCGUAUUCUCGAUGGUUCUUUAGAAUAAGUGUCUUAAACAAAAUCUAAUUCAAGACGGUUUACCGGACAAAAUGACUUAAACAAAUAUCUUUUUUAGACAGUUAUAAAUUAAAAAUGUCUUAUAUAAUAUCUUUUAAGACGGUUUACAUCCAUCUUAAAUGUGGGACAUCUUUUACGACUCCAUCAAAUUUGGACACUUCAUAAGUGUCUUAAUAACUGAAAAUUAACCGUCUUAUAUAACAUGAUUUGUAGUAGUGAGGAAGGGGUAUUACAAAAUUGGAGGACAUAUUUGCAAGGGGGUCUGAGGUGCCAAAAAUUAAAAUAGAACUGAAUGAUUUUGGUCAACCUGUUGGAAACAAUUCAAGGAAGUUUUUUAGUGCUAUUGGAUGUCAUGUGAGAAAGAAGUUGUCAGUUAGCAGUGUUGAUUGGAGGCUAGUGGAUGGUGAGAAAAAGUAUGAAGUAUGGACUGACCUAAAGAUGAUGCUGCCUUUAACUGGUUUUUAAUCACUGCUGGAAGGAAAUGGAAGGAUUUCAAGUCAACCCUAAAGGCGCAGUAUUUUAAUGAGAAUUUAACAGAAGAGGACCUAAAGGACAAACAUAGCGGAAGGGUUAAUGAUGAGGAUUGGAAGUUUCUUUCUGAAUAUUGGGUGUCUCCUGAAUGUGAAGAAAAGACAAAAAAGCCAAAUUUAGUCGUUCAAAGGUUGGGGUACUUCAUACUUGGGCAGUAAGAGCUUCGCUCGCUCUAGCCAUGAAAUGUCUAAGGAACUAGGCCGUCCUCCUAGAAGAGAUGAACUCUAUAUCAAAACACAUACGCGGAAAAAUGGAGUUCCAACAAGACAUGCUGAACCAGUUAUUAACAAACUUAAGGAAAUUGUUGAGGCCCAUCCAGAGUUGAAGGAAAGAACAAUUCAAGAAUGUGAUGCUUUUGCUGCUAUUUGUGGAGAGAGAGAGCCAAGAGGACGUGUCCGAGUUUUGGGUCUAGGACCAACUCCACAAGAUAUUGGUACCCCAGGCUUGAGAAGUUACACACCCACAAGACUCCAAAUGGAAGUCUUAGCCCGCAAAAAGGCUGAAAGUGAGAAAGCUGCUCUAGAACAACGCAUAGCAGAAAUGGAGGAGAAAAUGCAGGAGCAAAGGAUGGGCAGAGAUGUGGAAAUCAUUUCACAUGAUGGUUCUAAUACACGACACCAUCCGGACACAAGGUCUGGGCAACAUGUCAAUGAAACACAUAACAUUGCUCAGUUUCAUGAAGAUGAAGCUUAUGUGGAGGAUGAAAUCUCUAAUGAGGGUGAAAAUUUGCUUGGCAGUAAUCAUGUUAGUGUUACCCCUACAGUAAAUCCAUCUCAAGGCAACCAUAUUAAUGUAACAACACCAACACAACCCUCUAGGAAGACGACCAAUGCUAGCCCAAUAGUGCAACCAUCUCAAGGCAACACUAUUAGAGCUACCCCAACAAUUCUGCCACUUCACACUGAACUUAUUGGAAAGGAUGUGAUCUUAUAUGCCAUAUUAAGAGAUCAUGCUAUGGCUAAGGGAACAAUUAUUUCAACUAAUCCUAGCUCAGUGUUAGGAGGAGUUGCUCUAGGAAAGCAAUAUUGUGAGGUUGUUGUGAAUGUUGUGCUGAAAAGGGACGCCCUUCUACCUCACCCAUAUGGUUAUUUGGAGAAGAUGGGUGAUGCUGAUCGGAUGUCGAUCGCAUGGCCAUACAAGAGACUAAAGGUGAGCAAGACAUCAAAAUCAUCCUACAGUGCUACAGAAGGGAGGUCCUAGAGGUUGUUGUGGUGCCUAUGGAUGCUACAACAAGAAAGAUCAAAAGCUCUUUUGGAUGGAUGCAGCUAACUAUUUUGUUUUGUAUUUUCUCGAAAAGAGAAAUUUGCAAGUGAACUUCAAAUUGUGAAGCAAACAUGUGGCUGUAAUAGCUAGUAUCUCUAAGCUUUUACAAGUCAAACUUAGGGUUAUUGCCUGCAUAUUUUGAUCUUUAUUGCGACAAGAGCAAACUUGUGACCUUUAUGUAUAAAUGCAGUACAAUUGUUAUUGCCAUGAAUGAAAACAUGAGCUACGUUUAACCAAA
Zea mays is the source of this 2765-nucleotide messenger RNA. RefSeq lists its product as uncharacterized. Bases 1448 to 2464 code for a protein of 338 amino acids. Lineage: Eukaryota; Viridiplantae; Streptophyta; Magnoliopsida; Poales; Poaceae. The transcript has 9 exons. The record is from RefSeq and is a predicted model, not a curated record.